Messenger RNA from Coniophora puteana RWD-64-598 SS2, 806 nucleotides. Its product is annotated as glutathione S-transferase. Lineage: Eukaryota; Fungi; Basidiomycota; Agaricomycetes; Boletales; Coniophoraceae. Bases 35 to 670 code for a protein of 211 amino acids. Gene Ontology annotation, molecular function: glutathione transferase activity; glutathione binding. The transcript has 5 exons. The record is from RefSeq and is a predicted model, not a curated record. Gene Ontology annotation, cellular component: cytoplasm.
UUUCGCAGAGCCAGAUGGAUGGGAUAUAAAGAUCAUGGUCCUCAAGCUCUACGGUUACCCCACCUCGACCUGCACGCUGCGCGUCGCAGUGACCCUGAAGGAGAAGAACGUCCCGUUCGAGUUCAUCCCCGUUGACCUCGUCGGCGGACAACACAAGACUCCCGCCUUCACCGCGAACCAACCCUUUGGCCAGGUGCCCUACAUCGUGGAAGACGACGGCUUCCAGAUGUACGAGUCCCGCGCGAUCGCGCGCUACAUCGCCGCGAAGUACGCCGGCGUCGGCGAGCAGCUGAUCCCGAAGGACCUCCGCGAGAGCGCCAUCUUCGAGCAGGGCGCGAGCAUCGAGCUCACCGACUACGAGCCGUUCGUGUCUGGCCUCGCGUGGGAGAACAAGUUCACGCAGAUGUACGGCGGGACGAAGGACGAGAAGCGCGCAGAGAGUCUGCUGGCAACGUGGCGCUCCAAGCUUGACGCGUACGACAAGAUCCUUGGGCAGCAGAAAUAUAUCGGUGGCAAUAAAAUCACUCUCGCAGACCUGUUUCACCUCCCAUACGGCAGCGUCCUCCUGGGCAUUGGGAUUGAUGAGUUCAGCAGCCGCCCAAAUGUCGCGAGGUGGUGGAAUGAUAUCACAUCCAGGCCGUCGUGGCAGGCGAUCAAGGAUGGUCUUUAAGUGAAUAUAGGCUAUUCAUGUACAACUGAAAGGGAAUGAUGUACUACUCAUUAUGUACCACUGACAAGGGAUCAAUUCAAACUAAAUACAACAACAUCGCAUGUGGGAGUCUUAAGUUCAUCCUCGCGAUGAGCAC